This is a messenger RNA of Marmota monax (woodchuck), 1198 nucleotides long. RefSeq names its product C-C motif chemokine ligand 27 (gene Ccl27). Gene Ontology annotation, biological process: immune response; positive regulation of T cell chemotaxis. The record is from RefSeq and is a predicted model, not a curated record. Bases 816 to 1127 code for a protein of 103 amino acids. Gene Ontology annotation, molecular function: chemokine activity. The transcript is spliced from 3 exons. Lineage: Eukaryota; Metazoa; Chordata; Mammalia; Rodentia; Sciuridae. Gene Ontology annotation, cellular component: extracellular region.
CAAAGAGUUUUUAUCUCCCCUCCUCAUCACCUUACUUUUCCUCCUUGUCUCAUCUUCCUGGGGAAAGCAUCCCCUAUUCAGCAUCCCCAGAGUACUCUCAAAACUAUCAAAAGGGCCUUCUCCCAGCUUCUCUGAAUGUGUCUGGUCCCAGCCAAGAUCCCUCCCUCAGCCCGAAGGGCCUUCUUUAGGGACCCAUGCCCAUCAACUUCUGAUAAGACAGACAUGCCAGAACAGGAAGUGGGGAGGCAGAGAUGAAGGCAAGUUAGUGCUAGCCUGCUUUCUGCUCCCACCACCCACAACACCCCCAUCGGAAUGUGUGUGUGCUAGUAUGAUUGUGAGUGUGAUUGGAUGAUUAUGGAAACACAACUAUAUGGGAGUGGGAAUUUGAGUUUAAUUGGGGCUGUAUGAUUUUGUCUAUGACUGUCCAAUCAUGAGUGUGACUUUGUGAGCUUAUUUGAGUGACCAAGGUGUGACUGUGAAUGAGGCCAUGGAUAUAUGAGUAUGAAUGUCUCACAUUACAUGCUACUGUGGACCCUUAGCUGUCGUUAGUCACUGUAUGUCAGUCCCCACAUCAUGCACUAUCCCUCUGCCCUACUUCUCUGACCAGGGCUUAGGAGCCCAUGGGAAAUGGCAGUACUAGAAGACGAAGGGGUCUAUGUCUCCAGGCCAAAAUUUAAGGCUCUGGAGUGUCACAAGAUAAGCACUGCCUCUUCACCUGUCUCUGACUCACCUGGUGCCCCAGGUAAAAUACACUCAGAUAAAAGGUAGGACAGGAGGAGGAGAGAGAGGAAAGUGUCUAGGCUAGGCUAAACAGCAUGAAGUGGCUCUCGCCCACCAGCAGCCUCCUGCUGCUAUUGUUGCUCCUAAGCCCAGACCCUGGAGCAGCUUUGCUACUGCCACCCAGCACUACCUGCUGUACUCAGCUCUACAGACAGCCACUCUCCAGCAAGCUACUGAGGAAGGUCAUUCGGGUGGAACUGCAGGAGGCUGAUGGGGACUGUCAUCUCCAGGCUUUCGUGCUUCACCUGGCUCGACGCAGUGUCUGCAUCCAUCCCCAGAACCGCAGCCUGGCUCGGUGGUUUGAGCGCCAAGGGAAAAGGUUCCCAGGGAAAAGGCUUCCUGCCUGAAUCUGAUGCUACAAGGGAAAAUGGGCUGGAGUCCCCAACAGCCAAAAUAAUAAAGCAAGAUUAGACAAUGA